Messenger RNA from Acanthopagrus latus (yellowfin seabream), 6586 nucleotides. It is a transcript of the gene zeb2a, whose product is annotated as zinc finger E-box binding homeobox 2a. The record is from RefSeq and is a predicted model, not a curated record. Gene Ontology annotation, biological process: anatomical structure development; regulation of transcription by RNA polymerase II. The transcript is spliced from 10 exons. The coding region runs from base 323 to 3994 and encodes 1223 amino acids. Gene Ontology annotation, molecular function: DNA-binding transcription factor activity, RNA polymerase II-specific; RNA polymerase II cis-regulatory region sequence-specific DNA binding. Lineage: Eukaryota; Metazoa; Chordata; Actinopteri; Spariformes; Sparidae.
CGGUGACAGGCUGCGGGAGGAGGCGUCACUGGAUCAGUCCCGACCUGCAGCCCGGACCGACGCUCCCCUCCCGGCCACCGCGCUGCGCAACACCGGGAGACACCGGGACACCUCAGGACACACCGGGACACACCGGGACACACCUCUGGACACUUCGGAGAGCACAGCCACAUUUGUUCAUGUUUUAGGGAGGAGGUGCGCGCUGCAGCACUUUUCUGUUCUUUCUGCGUCUGAUCAGCAGGAGGACGCACUCCGGAGCGGAGCGGGGCGGGGAGGAGCAGCGGAGCGGAGAGGAGCCCAUGCGGACUGGACUCACUUAUCAAUGAAGCAGGAGAUCAUGGCGGAGGGUCCCCGCUGCAAGAGGCGAAAACAGGCCAACCCCCGGAGGAAGAACGUGUUGAACUAUGAGAAUGUGGUGGAGACGGGUUCGGAGACAGACGAGGACGACAGGACAUUGGUCUCUGAGGACGGUGGCCCCGCUAACGGCAGUGCUGCAGGAGGAGGAGGAGGAGGAGGAGGAGAUGAUGAGGAGCAGGGCAGCCCGGCUGGCGUGCCCCCCCUGGAGGCGUCGCCCCGGGUGGCCCACGCCCUGCUGUCCUCAGAGGGCUCGGAGGUCCGGGACGGACUGCAGAACCUCCACCAGCGCUGGAGACUCGGAGACGACAGCAACGGACACCUGAGCGGCUCUGAUGACAGGAAGGACGAGUAUGAACCUGUCGGGCCGCAGGCGUCGCUGCACGCAGUGGGGAACGGUACAGUGAAGCGACUGGACGGCGUCUCCGAGCUGGACGAGUACUUCCUGAAACGUAAACUGGACGAGGGCGACGGUCACCCGGCAACCAUCGCCGAGUACCUGCAGCGCAGCGACACCGCCAUCAUUUACCCAGAAGCCCCAGAGGAGGUGACACGACUGGGAACGCCCGAGGCCAUCGGACAGGACGAGAGCGAGCACGACCUGCUGUCCGGCACACCUGACGACUUCGCCCAGCUGCUCACCUGUCCGUACUGCGACCGCGGCUACAAGCGCCUGACGUCUCUGAAGGAACACAUCAAAUAUCGCCACGAGAAGAACGAGGAGAGCUUCAGCUGCCCGCUGUGUGCCGACACCUUCAGCCACCGCACGCAGCUGGAGCGUCACAUGACCACGCACAAGCCCACCAGAGACCAGCCGCCGCUGCUCAACGAAGGAGCUGGAAACCGCAAGUUCAAAUGCAGCGAGUGUGGAAAAGCCUUCAAAUACAAACAUCACCUGAAGGAGCAUCUUCGUAUUCACAGCGGUGAGAAGCCGUACGAGUGCUCCAACUGUAAGAAGCGGUUCUCCCACUCCGGCUCCUACAGCUCCCACAUCAGCAGCAAGAAAUGCAUUGGCCUGAUCGCCGUCAAUGGACGAGUCCGCAACGGAAACAAGCCUGGCUCCUCCCCCAACUCCACGACCUCAUCGCCUGGAAGCCCCGCCCUCGCCCAGCUCCGCCACAAACUGGAAAAUGGGCGACCGCUUGGCCCUCCAGACCAGCAGGGGCAGCUUGACAUCAAAGCCGAGCCGAUGGACUUCAAUGAGUACCGGCUGCUGAUGGCCUCACAGCAUGGGUUCGGAGCACCGGGGGUCUACUUGAAUGGCCGGGGUGGGAGUCCGCUGGGUAUCCACAGCUCCUCCCAGAGCCCCCAUCAACAUCUUGGAGGCCUGGGGCUGGACCUCCCCCUGCUGGGAUACCCAGGGGCUUUCGGGAACAAUCUGAGUGAAGUGCAGAAGGUACUUCAGAUCGUGGACAACACGGUGUUCAGGCAGAAGAUGGAUGGGAACCCAGAAGAGAUCUCCAAGCUCAGGGCCUACAUGAAGGAGCUGGGCGCCCAGAUGGAGGAGCAGAAGCUGGCCCAGGCCAGCCUACAGGUGGGGGGUCACGGCAGCCCCACAAAGAGCAUCAUCGACUACACGCUGGAGAAGGUCAAUGAGGCCAAGAGUCUGAUCGAUGAGUCCAAGAGGCAGGUGGACGUAAAGAAAGAGAAGCCAAACCACUUAACUGAUCUCAGCAGUGAGGAGAAAUCCCAUGAUGGACAGAACAGUUUCCUGUCCUUCUCCUGCCAAUACUGCAAGGAAACGUUCCCGGGUCCCAUCCCACUGCAUCAACAUGAGCGCUACCUGUGCAAAAUGAACGAGGAGAUCAAGGCGGUCCUGCAGCCGGCUGAGAGCAGCCCUGCUGGCCGCCAGGGGGCUAUGGCGUCCGAGCUGACCACUAAUGAGCGAGCUACCAGCCCCAUCAACCCCUUCAAGGACCAUGUGUCAGUGCUCAAGGCCUACUUUGCCAUGAACACUGAGCCCAACUCAGAGGAACUGCUCAAGAUUUCAAUUGCUGUCGGCCUUCCUCAAGAGUUUGUCAAGGAGUGGUUCGCCCAGUGGAAGAACCAAAACCAACACGGAGGCAGUCUGAGGAAAAAGUCACCCCCUCCUGACCGCGGUGAACUUGGCAUCAACCACAGCUUGAGCCGGUCACCGAUGUCACUUCCUGCUGUAGAUUUACAUGGAGGCUUCACUAACGGUGAUGCCUCCCACAGAUUCAUGAAGGCCAACCAGUUUACAGCCAAUAGGCAGACAACAGGGGACAAGCCACAUGACCCCUUGGACCACUUGAGGAGCAACACACCGUCACCCCUCAACCUUUCCUCAACUUCCUCCAAAAACUCUCAGAGCAGCUCUUACACUCCAAACAGCCUGGCCUCUGAGGAUGCACACGGGGAUAUACCACUGGAUCUGUCGCUGCCCAAACACAUGGCGCAGAAGCUCAUCUCUGUGGGAGAGAAGCGACCCAGACCCAAUGGUUUCAUCAUUGAGCGCAACGGCGAGGCUCAUGGUCGAGAGCAUUUGUCCGGACCCUUAGAUUUGGUCAACAUCAAGAAGGAGGUCCUAGGCUCUGAUGGUGGAGGGAACUCUGCCCAUCAGCUAGAGAAAAGCACCAGUCCCAUCUUUGGGAUCAAUCCCUUCACCGGCGGUCCCGUCUACACCUCUCUGCCGCCUCAUGGAGCAUUUCCUCCACCUACCUUCAUGUCUCCUGGCCAAGCCUCCAUCCCCGGUCUCAGGCCCUACCCUGGCCUCGACCCCAUGAGCUUCCUGCCCCACAUGGCCUACACCUACGCCACCGGGGCGGCCACAUUCGCUGAAAUGCAACAGAGGAGAAAGUACCAGCGGAAACCAGGUUUCCAGGGGGAGCUGCUGGACGGGACGGCGGACUAUCUGUCAGGCCUGGACGACCUGACAGACAGCGAUUCGCUGCUCUCCAGGAAGAAGAUUAAGAAGACUGAAAGUGGUAUGUACGCGUGUGACUUGUGCGACAAAACAUUCCAGAAGACCAGUUCCCUCCUAAGACACAAAUAUGAGCACACAGGGAAGCGUCCUCACCAGUGUCAGAUCUGUAAGAAGGCCUUCAAACACAAACACCAUCUCAUCGAACACUCGCGCCUCCACUCCGGAGAGAAACCCUACCAGUGCGACAAGUGCGGGAAGCGCUUCUCUCACUCGGGCUCGUACUCGCAGCACAUGAACCACCGAUACUCGUACUGCAAGAGGGAGGCGGAGGAGCGCGAGGCGGCUGAGAGGGAGGCCAGGGACAAGGGAGGAGGAGGCGUGGUGGUCGGGGGCAUGGAGCCCACCGAGCUGCUGAUGCGGAGGGCCUACCUGCAGGGGCUGGGGCCGCUCGGGUACUCGGACCCCGAGGACCAGCAGGAGGAUGGCGGCGGUGGUGGUACGAUCCUGAGAGACGGCAGCGAGGGAGGAGGACAGGAGGAGAGGGAAGUGGACAAAAAGACGUACGAGGAGGUGACAGACAGACAGGAGGCAAGUUUCAGGGAAGGAGAAGAGGAAGAGGAGGAGGAGGACGAAGAAGGUGACAGCAGGAGCCAGGUGGACUCGACGAGGGACGACAAGGGCAAAGACACGACGCAGCUGAUGGACGAGAGCUCACGAGAAGGGAAGACAGACGGCAAGUCGGACCAGGACGACUGAUCCGGAGACUAAUUUAAAAAAGCUUUCAAACAUUUGUCACGUUGGCUUGAUUCAGAAGGAUGCUUUUAUUUUGAAGCGACUGUACACUAAUUAUCAGGGGUGUCAAAAAAUAUGACUUUUAUUUGUUCUGACUUCUGAUUUCCCUCGUGAGACACACAUGCGUACAUCACACAGGUGUGUUUCACCUGACCGCAGACCAACGUGUUUUACAUCAGGACCUUUGAGUUAUCAGAUUCUGUCAGUUCAGACAGUUCUUUGACAAUUUAAGAUCAUUUUGUGAAGAUUAUUUGAACCCUCUUUUAUGAACCUAAACCUUUUAAAUAAUAAUUCUAUGACUUGAUCUGUGAGUUUCUGAAUGUAGAACAACAAUCGAGCUUGAUGGCGUCGCUCUGCUCUCAAACACAAACUGAGAUGAGAAUCAUUUUCCAUCUUGUUCGACGGAAGCUAAUUCUUCAGCGGUAGCUUCCAGGCUACCGGUGAAGCUACACAGCUGAUGCUAACGUUUGCUAGCAAGAAUGAUUGUUGUUAAACUUCUGAUAUCACAGCAGUUGUAGACAAAAUCUUUAAUUGAACGAAUCUAUAAUAAAUCUGGUUUCUAGCGGCUAGAUGUUGAUGCUAACCAUGCUGCUAGCUGUGUCUGAAUUCAUCCAUCAGGCUGCAGGAGCUGUUGUGAGUUGGAAGCUAGCAAAUUAGUAGUUAGCUUUUCAGCUAACGUAACUCGCUAACUAAUCCUGCAAGAAUUUAAAAUAAGAAUAUAAAAUAAGACAAUUAAUCUGGAAAAUUAGGAAGGUUUUAUCUGAAAUACAACUGAUCAACAAGACACAAUUUAGAAAUAUGGCUGAUUAGCACUAGCAUGCUCCCAGACAGCUAGCGAGUCAGUGGUUAGCUCUCCAGUUGGUGUAAUUCACCAACUAGCUCACAACAUUAGCUUUCUGAUAUGAAAUAUUUAGCCGUUUCCCUCAUGUGGUUAUCUGACAAACUGAUUUUGAUCUGAUUUCAGAGAUUAUAACAGUUGUUUUGACCAAUAAGAGACAAAACCUUGAAGUUCAGUAUCCUGAAAUCACUCAUUUGGCUCAUUUGGCAGGCAGAAGCUGGUAAAUCAAAGGUCACGUUUCUAAUUGGUGAAUUAAAAUGAAACACGGUGAUAUUUUCAUGAAUGACUGCAGAGAGGUGCGGCUCCUCUCCACCUCUGAUACUUCAGCCACAGUCUCUAACCGGAGAUGCAACUCGAUGACGGCCAGCGUCCGCGUCAUGAAGCUGGGUGGGAUUGUUUAAAAAUCCACAUUAUGCAAAAAAUAAAAAAUGAAAUAAAAGAAGAAGUAAUAAUGAGUAUCAUUAUAAUGAAAUGAAGUGAAGCUGUUUUUAAUGUACAGUAUUAUAAAGGCCUAAAAGCUGUGUGGUGCUAUAAUGUUCUUAACUUCCUGUGUCUCGUUGUGUUCGAACCCCCAUCAGGAAAUUGCACUCGACUCCCGAAUCACUACAAAAUAAAAGAAAAAAGAAUGAAAAAAUAAAAAAAGAGGGAAACGCCUCGAACACUCGGUCACUUCCUGUCGGUGUAUCUUUUGUCUCCUUUUACUGUGACGUUUUUUUAUUUUGAUCCUGUUUUAUUAUUUUUGCCAACUAACCACACGACUUUGGGCCUCCUAAUGUUUUUUGUUUUUUUCUUUAUGUGAAGGAACAUUUAAACCUGUGUGAUUUUCAAAAUAAAAUGUUGAUGUGAGUCUUAAAAAGGAGAGGAGGGAGCGUGAUAUGAAAGGGCUCCGUUUUAAAAAGAUAAAAUAAAAAAGGACAGAGCCUUUUUUGUGUGUUGAUUUUUCUCCAGAGAAAGCCUUAUAUGCAAACCUCUCACCUGUUCUGCAAAGUGCCAUCCCUGUACAGUGUACAUCACCUGUCCUCUGCUCUGCUUCACAUGGAAAUGAAUAUUUCCUCUUGUUUUGAUUCGUCAGUAUUAGAUAGAUAGACGGCAGUUUGUUAGUUUACAUAUGUUUGUGCAAUUCUCUGUAUUUUUUUGUUCCAUGACAGUAUUUCUUGUCAGUAUUACUUUUUUUGUUUUUGUUGAAUUUUCCAACACAAAUUUCAUUUUUUUUUUGUUUUUAUUUGAGAAUUUACCAUUUUAUUUAUGUGACUCAUUUUAUAUUUCCUAAUUUUAUUUAUUUCAUACUGUAGUGUACAGUAUUAGAGUUCCUCACAAAUAGAUAUAUUUUAGUAAAAAUGAUUCUGUCAUUGACUAUUGGAGCAAAACUAUGAACAGAGCGUCUGUGGUAUUUGGAAAAAUUCAAUUGUUUUGUUGAUUUUUGUUUUUAUUUCCUUUGAAACUACUGGAAAUUCUAAAUUUGGGGAACUUUUGAUACAAUGAUUAUUGUGAAAACACUGUAUUUUUAAAAAAAAAUCCACUUUAUUCAUCCCACUGAAAAGGUGACGAAGGACUGAUGAUGAUGAAGAUGAUGAUGAUGAUGAUGAUGAUGAUGAUGAAGGAAUUCCUAAAAUGUCUGAAGUAUUAUUAUUGAAUUUUUAAUUUCUCUUGGAGAUGACCAUGCUCGAAUAAAUGUAGCCAAAUUAAAUUUUAAUAAAACUGUGUUAUUCUUCUUGUAA